Molecule: messenger RNA, 1387 nt
Organism: Athalia rosae (coleseed sawfly)
Lineage: Eukaryota; Metazoa; Arthropoda; Insecta; Hymenoptera; Athaliidae
Gene: fy
Product: protein fuzzy homolog
Exons: 5
Coding region: 125-1384 (419 amino acids)
Biological process (GO): vesicle-mediated transport; non-motile cilium assembly
Source: RefSeq, a predicted model, not a curated record
UAGGAAAUUCCCAUACACCUUGGAGGCACAACCACUGAAAUGUAUACCAACAUUUCAGUGAGUACAACACUUGCAACAAGAACAAUUUCAAAUAUUUAAGUUUUUCUCUUUUGUUCCCAUCAAUAUGACAGCUCACGUAAUGUGCAUAUCAUCUGCAGGAGGAAUUCCAAUAUUUAUCAGGAAAAAGGGAGAUGGAGAUAUGUUGACUUUUUCAAAAAUGGCAUCACUGAAUGGAGUCCACAUGUUUUUGAAAUCCCAGAACAUGGAACUACUGCGCACAGAUAUGCCGGACACAAGUGUAGUUUGGAAGGAGUUCGAAGGAAGCAUCUUACUGAUAGCAAUUGCUAGCGGAACGACUAACAAUGUUUUGAACAGAUUCUUGGAUGCAGUGUUUAGUGCAAUGGUCCUCAUCGUUGGUAUUGACGAGAUAAAGAAUCUACGAAUUAUAGAAAGGCUCAAGAGGGACUUACGAGUCUGUAAUCCAAUAAUUGAUAGACUUUUGGAAAGUCUUGACAUUGGAGAUCGGAUUUGUGCCAAAACUGAUCUAAUCGACAUGACUGAGACUAUUAUGAGCCCAGAAAAUCACUUACUGCAGAGCUGCCUCGAGGGAUACAUGGAAUGUCUUGAUUCAUUGUAUGGCUGUGUUUUGGUACACGGUUGCUUAGCCGUUGCUACUGAGAGUUGGUGGUCUCUUGAUCCGAUUGAGAGGAAACUUUUAAUUAUUGCAGCUACGACUGAAGGGAUCUGUACAGCUAGAGAUUUUCCAGUAUUUCUACCAAAUAAAAGUCCAAAUGUUGCCUUCAGGCUGGUGUCUGUGACCUUAGUUAACCACGUUGAAGUCUUAGCUUUAUGUGGACCCACUCCUGAAUUAGCUGACACUGAACGAUUAGCAAUUCAAUGCUGGCGGAGUAGUAUUGAUAUUCUACGAGCUGUAGAACAAUGUUAUCCCAGAAAUUUCCCUACUAGCAUAUCUUUGGAUUCUGAGAUACUUGGAUUCUUAUUAGUAAAUCAUGUAGUAGGAAAGUUUAUUCUGAGUCGUAACUCGCAGAACUGCAAGAACCGAGUCAGUGGUACCCAUAGACUAGACAUUCUACGAACAUUUUAUUACCAAGCUGUAGAAACCUUUCUACUGGCUGCAUCAUUUUCUGAACAGGGAGCUAUGGAAAAUGAUCACCUAUCGCAGCCAUCUACGACUAGAGGUCAAGAUAAAUUUGAAGGAGCUAAAGAAACAUACUGGUGUUCGGAAUACCACAAGUGUCAUGCUCUAAAAGAAGGCGAUCAUGUAUUCUGUGUUUUAUACACUUCGAUAGUUCCCACUCACACGAUGAGACUGAUCACCCAAAAGACAAUGAAAACGUUACUGGCAGAUAAACAAGUCUUCUGAUAA